GUCCUGCGGACUCCUGCGGUAAUAACCAUAAGCAUAGCGGAGAGCGAGCCUGCCGCGCGCGCCUGCACUGCGCCGGGCACCAGCCAGUCCAGCCUGCAGCCGCGCGGAGACCGCUCGUGUCGCAUCGUGAAGCAUGUCUAAGACCACCAGCUCGGAGGCCCAGGCCGGCGGCAGCGCCUCCAGCGCCACGGAAACCACGCCGCUGAUCGCUACCAAUGUUGUCGAGGAACCUGAUAAUGGAGGAGGAGGCGGUGGAGGCACCGCGAGCGCAGGGCUGUCGGCGAAGCAGACGGCCUUCCUGAUCGCCGGCGAGAUGGCUGGCAGCGGGGUGCUGGCACUGCCGCGAGCUCUGGUCAAGACGGGUUGGGUUGGUGUGCCCAUCAUCAUCGGGAUGUGCGCCAUCGCGGCCUUCAGCGGCAAGCGGCUCGGCGACUGCUGGUCCAUCAUCGAGGGCCGCGACCCUGAGAUGAGGAGCCGGAAGAGGAACCCUUACGCCAUCAUCGCUGACCAGGCGCUGGGCAGGACAUGGAGCGUGAUAGUGUCGAUGGCGGUGACGGUGACGCUGUUCGGCGCGGCCGUGGUGUACCUGCUGCUCGCGGCGCAGAUCAUCGAGCAGGUGCUGCACUCGCUCAUCCCCGCCGUGACCUUCUGCUCCUGGUACCUCAUCGUGGCCGGCGCCAUGACCCCCCUCAUGCUCUUCGGAACUCCGAGGGACUUCUCCUUCAUCGGCGUGGUGGCUCUUGGCGCCACGGUGCUGGCGUGCGCGCUGUACUUCAUCCAAAUGAUGAGCGAGGUGCGGCCCUUCGUGUUCCGCCUCGGCAUCCACGGCUUCGAGGACUUCUUCCUGGCCUUCGGCACCAUCAUGUUCGCAUUCGGCGGCGCCUCCACCUUCCCCACCAUCCAGAACGACAUGGCCGAUAAGAGCAAGUUCAGUAAGAGUCUUCAGUGGAGCUUUAUCGCAAUCCUCCUAUUGUACUUGCCCAUCGCGAUCGGCGGGUACGCGGUGUUCGGCGAGAGCGUGGCGCCCAACGUGGCGGCGUCGCUGAAGGACACGCCUCUCAAACUCGUCGGCAACAUCCUCAUGGCGCUGCACCUCUUGGCCGCCUUCAUGAUCCUCAUCAACCCUGUCUGCCAAGAGAUGGAGGAGCUCUACAACGUGCCCAGGGAGUCUACUGGCUGGCGCUUCGCCGUCCGCCUGUCGAUAAUGGCGGGUCUCCUGUUCAUCGGUGAGAGCAUCCCUCGCUUCGACAAGAUCCUGGCGCUGGUGGGCGGUACCAGCGUGGCCCUGCUCACGUUCAUCCUGCCCUCAUAUUGCUACCUGAACUUGAUCAAGCAAUCACGAGCCGAAGGACAAAAACCAAUUGAAACUCCCGGAUGGAUGAAGAUGGUGUGCUGGGAGGUGAUCGCGGUGGGCGUGGUGGGCGGCGUGGCGACCACCAUCAGCGCCAUCAGCACCAUCUUCGGAUCCACUCUCACCAAGCCCUGCUACCUUUAAGACAUCACUUUUUUAAUGUAGCCAUCUUGACAUCUUACGUAAUAAUGUCUUUCAACUUAAUUAGGAUACCUUUAUUUUGGUAUGGGUUAUGCACAUCGUGGUAUUCUUUCCAUUGUUUGAAUAUUUUCUCUCUUCUUUGUUUGGUUUUAGAGUGACUAAAAUUUUAUAGCCCAGGCGGCCAAAGAGUUUAGUUUAGUCACUUUAUUGCACACUCAAAUCUACUUACAUUUAUAGUGAGAACAAAAAGCUUAUUGUCUUUUUUUAUUUUUUUAUUUGUUUAGUUUAAAAAAAUACAUAAUUACAGGGAGAAAUAACAAUGUUACUGUGUGUUAGUUAAGUAAUUUUAGCCUCAAAAUAAAUAUGUAACAAAGUGUU
Molecule: messenger RNA, 1870 nt
Organism: Ostrinia furnacalis (Asian corn borer)
Lineage: Eukaryota; Metazoa; Arthropoda; Insecta; Lepidoptera; Crambidae
Gene: os
Product: os protein
Exons: 9
Coding region: 134-1495 (453 amino acids)
Biological process (GO): amino acid transmembrane transport
Cellular component (GO): vacuolar membrane
Molecular function (GO): L-amino acid transmembrane transporter activity
Source: RefSeq, a predicted model, not a curated record